Molecule: messenger RNA, 1967 nt
Organism: Truncatella angustata
Lineage: Eukaryota; Fungi; Ascomycota; Sordariomycetes; Amphisphaeriales; Sporocadaceae
Product: cytochrome P450 monooxygenase
Exons: 2
Coding region: 324-1910 (528 amino acids)
Molecular function (GO): monooxygenase activity; iron ion binding; oxidoreductase activity, acting on paired donors, with incorporation or reduction of molecular oxygen
Source: RefSeq, a predicted model, not a curated record
AAUUGCAACUUUUUUUCUCCUGAUAAUCUUGUGAUCUUCGUAUGCUGAGAAAUGGUGUGUAUCAAUUUGUCCAAUGAACUUGCACACGUACAUGCAUGUUGGCUCUGUGUCUGCAAAUCGGUGGUGCAAACGGAAGCACCUUUCUGCAUGCUGUCGAUCUCAUGAGCAGAGUUUGCCGUGCCGUCACUACUAUCGCUUAUUUCAAGCUGAACUAUUAGGUCCAUUGUCUAGAACAUAAAGCGCCGUAUUGCUCCCCUAAUCGCUUGUGCCACCGUGGUUGAGCGGGCCUGCUUUAGUUGCUAAUACUCAAAACGUUACCAAUCAUGACGAUUUCAGUCCUUCUACUCAUAGAGACGGUUCUGGCGUUGUGUGCCGCGAAAGCUGUAUACCAAGUAAUAUAUAACUUGUACCUUUCGCCACUCAAGCACUUCCCUGGGCCUAUACUAUAUAGAGCGACAAGCAUACCCUUCGAUAUUGAAUGGGUAAAUGGUCGCUCACACAUUGCACUCACUCGAUUGCAUGAUAAAUAUGGACCGAUCGUCCGCGUAAGACCCAACGAGCUGUCUUAUAUCGACGGCCGCGUUUGGAAAGAGGUUUACGGAUAUCGCUCGGGACACGAAGAGUGGUUUAAAGGUGAUGGCUUCAAAUACGUCAAUGGAACCCCAGGCAUCACUCUAGCGCCAAAAGAGGCUCAUCGCCGUUAUAGGCGCAGUCUGGCCCACGCCUUUUCCAACCAAGGUUUGAAAGAGCAGACUCCUCGGAUUCAGGGAUACGCCGACGAGCUGGUCGCCAUCCUCGAGAAAUAUAAGGACCUGGGUCCGGUAGACAUGGUCAAGUGGCUGAGCUGGACCACUACUGAUAUCAUUGGUGAUCUUGCAUUCGGCGAAUCGUUUGAUUGUCUCAAAUCCGAAAAAGAACAUCACUUUUUGGCCUUGACGUUCAAGGUUCUGCGUCCCGCAUUAGUUAUUGCUGUUCUCGAACGUUGGAAUCUCAUGAUCCUUGCCUUUUUCUUACUCCCAGGCGACACUAUCCCGGGAAUCAAAUCCAAUGCCCAAUAUAUUUGGGAGAAGUUGCAAAAGAGAUUAUCCUACGGCAAAGCCCGUGGAGAUUUCUUCGACUAUUUGUUAAAGCACGAUCUGGUCGUUGAUAGCGAGAAUGGGUUCAAGGAAAUGAAAGAAGGCCAAGAAGGUUUUACCAUUCAGGAGCUUGAAAGCAAUGCGCAAGACUUCGUUUUCGCAGGAUCGGAGACCACUGCAACGGUGCUCAGUGGUGCCAUCUACUUCCUGCUUCGCAACCCAAGGGCACUCGCAAGUGUCGCUCAGGAAGUGCGCACCCGAUUCAGUAGGAGUGAAGAUAUCACCGUCGCUUCCACCAAUGCGUUGGAUAUGCCUUACCUUGAUGCUGUGUGCCAUGAAACAAUGCGGAUAUACGACCCCGUACCUCUAUUUGCAGCUCGAGUUGCACCCAAGGGGGGAGACACCAUCAACGGCGCCUACGUUCCUGAAGGCACCAGAGUACAGUGUGCAAAGUAUGUUGCGAACAGGUCGGAGUACAACUUUGCCAAGCCACACGAUUUUGUUCCGGAGCGCUGGUUUCCCGUCGGUGAAGGGCGUCCCAAGACAUUUGAGAACGACAAUCGCCAUGGUGUGUUCCUGCCAUUUAGUUUUGGGUCGCGGAAUUGCCUAGGUAUCAACAUGGCCAAGGCUGAGAUGCAUCUUAUUCUAGCGAAACUGUUAUGGCAGUUUGACUUCAGUCGUCCAAACUUAAGCACCAAAGAAAAGGACGAAUGGGAUCUCUGGGUUGAGAGGCAGAAAGUGUGGUUUCUGUGGAUGAAGCCCCCUUUGAUGGUUGACGUCAAGAAGAGAAAGGAUGUUUCAGUUUGUAGGCAGGAAUACAAUAGAAGCAUUUAGUUUAGCUUAAGUCCAUUAGUAUGAGUUGGUGGAUCGAUGAUCGACUUUUAUUUGCAC